AUGCCCGGAACGAAGACGACGGCUGCCGUGUCGCGCGGCCCGACGCGCUUGCAGCUCAGCCUGCAGCACGCCGCAGCCGAUCGCGAGGGUGGCUCGCCAUCAGUGGGACAGUGGAUCCAGUUCCGGAAUUCGGAGUUGGCCGAGAGCGUGGCGGGGUCGGGCAGUGACUUUGUUAUCAUCGAUUGCGAGCGGAGCCACAUCAACACCCCCGCCGAUCUCUCGCUCGUUGUGGAAGCCGUGGUAGCUGCAGGAUCAUCCCCGAUAGUGCGAGUGCUGGCAAGCCAGCCGAAGCGGAUACGAUGGGCGCAGGAUAGCGGCGCGCAUGGCGUUAUGGUCGCCAUGUGCGAGACGAAGGCGCAAGCGGAAAGGAUUGUGGUCGCUACCGGCUGCCCUUCACCCCGUUUUGUCGUCAUCGUUGAAAUCGACUCACAGAAGGCGGUCGAGAACGUCGAUGGUAUCGCUUCGAUUGCCGGCAUUGAUGCACUAUUCGUCGGAGCGCAUCUCUCCAGCUCCCCCGACUCUGACGCAGUGCUCGCUGCCGCACACAGGCACGCUAAGUUUCCGGGCCACUUUGCGGCAGAUGCAGACACUGCAGUGGCGCUGGUCAGACGCGGCUGGCAGUUUGUGAACUGCGGUGGGGCGGAUCUGCAGGCUAUUGAAGAGUUGGAACGGAUGAGACGGACGCUGGUGGGGAUGAGGGCGUCGCCACCGCCGAUUGAGGGGGAUGAGUACGAGUGGGAUGGGAAGGAUUGGGGUUGA
Molecule: messenger RNA, 759 nt
Organism: Lasiodiplodia theobromae
Lineage: Eukaryota; Fungi; Ascomycota; Dothideomycetes; Botryosphaeriales; Botryosphaeriaceae
Exons: 4
Coding region: 1-759 (252 amino acids)
Cellular component (GO): cytoplasm
Molecular function (GO): aldehyde-lyase activity
Source: RefSeq, a predicted model, not a curated record